This is a messenger RNA of Rotaria socialis, 624 nucleotides long. NCBI's taxonomy places the organism in Eukaryota, Metazoa, Rotifera, Eurotatoria, Philodinida, Philodinidae. The record is from the annotation of a GenBank genome assembly.
AUGUACAUACAUCAAGUGUUCUCUGUUGCUCAAGAACACUUACCUAAAUACAAAGCUUACAUCGAUGAAUUGCAUUUACAAUCUCAAAUACAAAUGGCUUUACAAAAGUAUAGCAGUCGAAUACCAAUCGUUAUUCAAAUGUCACAUUUUACAACAGAAUGGUACAAUCCAAAAUACUCAGAAUUAUCAUUAAACAUCAUACAACUGUUGCUUCAUUCAACAGAUCGUCUCAAAAUAACGGCACACAUUUAUAACCUGUGCCGAUUCUAUUUUCUCCUACAUCAGACAUACUCUCAAAUGAUUGAACGGGGAAAAUGUGAAGAAAUUACACUCAAAGAAUUAUAUAAACGAGCUAAAGAACAUUUGAAAACUUCGAAUAAGCGUCACUAUGAAAAUGAGAUGAAAAUUCAUUGGCAAAUUAUUGAAAAAGGUAUCGAAGCUGUCAACGCCUAUCAUAAGAGUACGGAUGGCUAUAUUCGACCAGGUGUCUGCAAUGAGACCCAACGCUUUUUUCAGAUCACAGAAGAUACUCCAGUAUCCUACUUAGUUACAACAGAAAACUACGACGAAGGAAACAUCAUUAUGUGCAUACUCAGGUAUACCAUUCAUACAUUUUUAGUCUAG